This is a messenger RNA of Recurvomyces mirabilis, 2094 nucleotides long. RefSeq names its product Sorting nexin mvp1 (gene MVP1). The record is from RefSeq and is a predicted model, not a curated record. Bases 1 to 2094 code for a protein of 697 amino acids. The transcript is spliced from 3 exons. Gene Ontology annotation, molecular function: phosphatidylinositol-3-phosphate binding. Gene Ontology annotation, cellular component: endosome. Gene Ontology annotation, biological process: protein targeting to vacuole; retrograde transport, endosome to Golgi. Lineage: Eukaryota; Fungi; Ascomycota; Dothideomycetes; Mycosphaerellales; Teratosphaeriaceae.
AUGUCCCUCUUCGGCGAAGAAACAGCCACACCCAGCCCUCGCAAAUCCGCGGGCCUCUUCGGCGACGACGACGAUGCGCCAUCCCAAGCCAAGAACAACAGUAGUAUGUUCGGUGACUCCAGCAUAUCCGCCACCGACGACUCACCAUGGGGCUUCACACCCAGCAAGAAGAACACCACUGGAGGCCAAGGCGGCGUUGUCAAGAAUCUACUCGUAGGCGCCGAGGUGCACGAUAGCUAUAUCGAUACCUUCGACUCAAUGCAGAGUGGUGGACAUGUGAGCAGUCAUGAGUGUAGACGAUUACUAGGCGAGGUUGUGCCGGCGCAGAAGGAGAAGAUCUGGAGUAUUGUUUCUGGCAAUGGGCAGGCGCAGGAACUGGGACGGAACGAGUUCAAUGUGCUGCUUGCUUUGAUUGGCUUGGCGCAGGAGGGAGAGGAGUUGAGUUUGGAUGCGGUGGAUGAGAGGCGGAGUAAGCUUCCUACUGUGUCUCUGCCAAAGAAGCCGGUAGCUCAGCAGCAGCAGCAGGCGCCCGCCACGCCUAAGCAGUCACAGCCUGUGCAGACGGGAGCUCAGCAAGCGACACCUCAGCAGCAGAAUGGGCAUACGAGGAACACUUCCUUUGGUGCUGGGUUUGGCGAUAGUGAUCCUUGGGGCUCACCAGACGUGCAUAAGGGCCAUAAGCAUUCGAAUGGUGCUGCGCCGCAACGAACCACGAGCACGUUCACCACAAAUGCUUCCGAGCCUAGUGAAAGUGCACCAACUGGUGGAUAUGGCAAUGCACAAUCAUCCAAUGCAAGCGACAGCCAGCAAUGGGGUGGUGCAUCGAGCUUUGGAGCGAGCAGCACUGGCAAUGAAGGCUUCGGUGGGGCUGGGGCAGCUGGCGAAGGCUUUGGUGAGGGUGGCGGCAGUGUUCGCAAACCGGCUCCGCCACGCGUUACGACGUCCAAAGGUGCCGAGGAGGUGGUUACAGUGAACCUGCUGGAGGAGAAGGAGGGGAUGUUUAUGUUUCAGCAUCGCAAUUAUGAAGUCGCCAGUGUGCGUCGCAACAGCAAAGUCAUCCGAAGGUAUAGUGACUUUGUCUGGCUUCUGGACUGCCUACACAAGCGCUACCCAUUCCGACAACUACCCCUGUUGCCACCAAAGCGAGUCGCGAUCAAUGGCAACCAUAUCGCGGCCGACGAUAGCUUUGUCGAGAAGAGACGGAGAGGCUUGGCAAGAUUCGCGAAUGCGCUUGUUCACCACCCAAUUUUGAGAGAGGAACAGCUAGUAGUCAUGUUCCUGACUGUCCCAACGGAACUCGCCGUCUGGCGCAAACAAGCCACCAUCUCCGUCCAAGAAGAAUUCGUCGGCAAGACCCUUCCCCCAGCCCUCGAAGACAGCCUGCCCCAGAACCUCCAAGAUACCUUCGACACCGUCCGUUCUGGAGUCCGAAGAUCAGCAGAUCUCUAUAUCAACCUCUGCAACCUCACCGAGCGCCUAUGCAAACGCAAAGAAGCCAUCGCAGGAGAAUAUUCGCGCUUCAGCCUCAAUCUCCUCAGCAUAACCGAAACAAGCCAAGAUACCUACGCGAUCGACACCAACGACGUCCCGCUCCUCAACGAAGGUGUAAAAGGGACCGCAAAACAUGUCUCGAAUUCCCAAGCUUUGAUUGAGGAUGAGUCAAGGGCGUGGGACGAGGGGUUGUUGGAGGAUCUGAAGACGAUGAGGGAUGGAUUGGUGAGUAUGAGGGAGAUGUUUGAGAGGAGGGAGAGGUUGAGUAGGGAUAGUAUCCCCGCGCUUGAGAAGAGGAUUAUGGGGAAUGAGCAGAAGUUGCAGGGGGUCAAGGCGAAGGGGGAUGCGGCGAAGCCGGGAGAGGCGGAGAAAGUCGAGAAUGCCAUUGUUGCUGACAAACAAUCCAUCGUCAAUCAGCACGCCCGCGGUGUCUUCAUCAAGGAAUGUGUACGCGAUGAGAUUGUCUUCUUCAACACGACGCAAUAUAAUGUCUCGCGACUGCAUCAAGAUUGGGCGCAGGAGCGGGUCAAGUAUUCCGAAUUGCAGGCGGAUUGUUGGAGGAGUUUGGUGGAUGCUGUUGAGGGUAUGCCGUUAGGUGAUUGA